Messenger RNA from Parasteatoda tepidariorum (common house spider), 588 nucleotides. The record is from RefSeq and is a predicted model, not a curated record. NCBI's taxonomy places the organism in Eukaryota, Metazoa, Arthropoda, Arachnida, Araneae, Theridiidae.
AUGACUCAGGAUGCUGAUGAUGAAACUUUUCAAACGACUUUCGCUGCUGAUGAUCAAGUGGCUCAUGUAAUGUCUCAAGCUACUGCUAAUGAAAUUUUACAAGCUAUGCCCGAGAAUGAAAAUUUGAAUCGUUCCAAUGACAUGGUAAACAUGGAUAAAGAAUGGUUAUUUCAGUGCCGUCAGGAGUACAAAGAGUAUUAUGAUGUGGAACAGCAUGAGCAUGUACGUACGUGUCCUGAACCUGUGCAACAGCAAGUGAUUUUGUCACCUGAACCACCUCAGCAAGAGUUUGUGCGUGUGCAACCACCUGAACCACCUCAGCAAAAGUUCGUGCGUUUGCAACUACCUGAACCCCCUCAGCAAGAGUUUGUGUUUGUACAACCACCUGAGCCCCCUCAACAACAACAUGUGUUUAUACCAUCUCAACCUGUGCAAGAGCAAGUGUUUUUUCAACCGGAGCCACCACAGCAGAGUUUGUGUUUUUGCAACGUGAAGUAUGCAUGUGUGCAGCAAGUAUAUGUGUUUGUUCAACCACCUGAGCAAAAGCAGCCUCGAUUGCAAAUGCCAGAGGUUGUUUUUCCGAGUUAA